Molecule: messenger RNA, 2508 nt
Organism: Nematostella vectensis (starlet sea anemone)
Lineage: Eukaryota; Metazoa; Cnidaria; Anthozoa; Actiniaria; Edwardsiidae
Product: dynein axonemal assembly factor 3
Exons: 14
Coding region: 97-1557 (486 amino acids)
Biological process (GO): motile cilium assembly; axonemal dynein complex assembly
Source: RefSeq, a predicted model, not a curated record
AAUCUGCGCAUGCGCGUUUGUUUGAACCAAGAUGGCGGACGAUGUGAUGGUCUGUUGUUGUUAAUUUUGAGACGUCUGUUUUGGAAAUAGUUCAAUAUGGUGGAUGCGUUUGGAGCUAUAACGUGGUGGGGAUUCAGCCCUGCUUUAGACCUACAGGAGAUUUGUUUCAGUUUGUCAUCCAAGUUUGAGAAUUUGAAAUUAUCUGGUGAAGGUCAGGAGAAGCCAUUAAAUGUUUUGAUGAUUGGUGCAGGAGAUUGCAGACAUAUCUUAAAGACCUUAUCACAUGCCAAAAGAUGGCCAAAGAGGAAAAUCAAUAUUUAUGUUGUAGAAAACAACCUGGAGGUACUUGCCCGUCAUCUUCUGCUACUCUCAAUUGCUCUGGAACCACAAGUGAGCCUUGGGCUGCAAGAAAAGACCGAACUGUUUCUAGAGCUAUUUGGCAACAGCCUGAUUCGCCCCCAGGCUAGUGAGUACCUUCAGCGUACCAGCAAUGACUUUAUAAGGAUGGUAACUGAUUUUGACUACCUUGAGGACAAGCUACCUAUAUUUGACAUCACCCAGCUAAAGUUCAAGGAACGAGAUUUACUAGAGGGGAUUUUUAAAUUCUGGAGAAACUCUGACCCCAAGUUCUUUGACAUCUGUAAGUUCUGGGAAUCAAGACAAAGGCAAUACCUUGGGGUGCGCUAUGAUGCUCGUCAGAAUGUCUAUGACUGGGACAUUACCAUGAAAUUACAAAAGAAGGCGUCCAUCGUGCACCAACACGAGUACAAGGAAUGGAGAGAGCAUGGGGUUGCCUUCGAGAUUCGCAAGGACUCGGCUUAUGAGAUAUCCAAUAGAACAUUGGCUUCUGGACUUCUGCUGAAGAAGGAGGGACAGCGUAUCCCUUGCCGUGGUUACUGGGGUGACAUCGUCAACAGCCCGUAUGUGAGCUUUGGCAUCGAGAGUGAGGAGACCUCCCUCUUCAAGAUGAACAACGGACAGCAUGUAAAAAUGGCAGGAGACGUGUCUGAGUUCAACAUUACCGCCAUGAUGCAUGAGCUGGUGUCAGGGGAGAAGUACAAGCUGCCUGACGACACGGCUAAACCUGACAAGCAGCAGAGGCAGAAGGCUACUAUUCAAGAUGUCAUAGAGGAGGAGGAGGAGGAACAGGAGGGAAAGGAAGACAAGGACACGACGUCAACAGGGAAACCGCCACAGGAAUCCUCCGAGUACAUGAAGCUCGAUGGAGUAAAAAUCUGCUUUCUUCCACUCAAUUGCGUGCCGGACCUCUCAAGGAAAAGCAAGUACAUUAAACUCUUCAAUUGUGUCUACUUUUCAAAUAGCAUGGUGCAUCUGCUUAACCAAGACUUGAAUGCUGUGUUCGCUGACGAGGCCGUCGUCGUCACAGAGACCACAAAGUUUAUGUUGGACUUGAAGGCCGAGCAGAUGCAAGAUUACGUACAGAAAGUGAUAGGCAUGGCACGAAGCGCGGGCUGCAAGCCAUCACGUUCUUGCGAUGGUGAAAAGGACGCCCACGCUGUUUUUGUUUUCACGAGGGCCGAACCACAAUGCGUAUAGAUGUCUCUAUGGCGAGCUGAGCCACAAAGCGUAUGGAAGUCUUUACAGCAAGCUGAACCACAAAGCGUAUGGGUCUUUACAGCGAGCUGAUCCACAAUGCGUAUAGAUGUCUCUAUGGCGAGCUGAGCCACAAAGCGUAUGGAAGUCUUUACAGCAAGCUGAACCACAAAGCGUAUGGAAGUCUUUACAGCGAGCUGAACCACAAAGCGUAUGGAUGUCUCUACAGCGAGCUGACCCACAAAGCGUAUAGAUGUCUCUAUGGCGAGCUGAUCCACAAAGCGUGUGGAUGUCUCUACAGCGAGCUGAUCCACAAAGCGUAUGGAUGUCUCUACAGCGAGCUGAUCCACAAAGCGUGUGGAUGUCUCUACAGCGAGCCGAGCCACAAAGCGUGUGGAUGUCACUACAGCGAGCUGAUCCACAAAGCGUGUGGAUGUCUUUACAGCGAGCCGAGCCACAAAGCGCAUAGAUGUCUUUACAGCGAGUUGAUCCACAAAGCGCAUAGAUAUUCCUUCAGCGAGCUGAUCCACAAAGCGUAUGAAUGUCUCUACAGCGAGCUGAUCCACAAAGCGUGUGGAUGUCACUACAGCGAGCUGAUCCACAAAGUGCAUAGAUGUCUCUACAGCGAGCUGAUCCACAAAGCGCAUGGAUGUCACUACAGCGAGCCGAGCCACAAAGUGCAUAGAUGUCUUUAUGUCUCUACAGAUGUACGUGUUACGCCUGGCAACUGCGCCACCUCGUUCUGCGCCGUGAGCGACAAGGGCCUCAACCUCCUCCCCAGGGUCUUCUGGGUAAUUUUCAAUAUGGCGUCAUAUUGGAAGUUACCCAGAAGACCCUGGGGAGGUUGCAAGGACCUGUACCCGAGAUUAUGACGCAGUCUUCGAUACCGUGUCCAGUCAACUCAGAUUUGGUCAUACGUUUAUUAUUGUAAAAAUACUAACAACAGGAUAAAAA